Ailuropoda melanoleuca (giant panda) is the source of this 4232-nucleotide messenger RNA. It is a transcript of the gene RPS6KC1, whose product is annotated as ribosomal protein S6 kinase C1. The transcript is spliced from 13 exons. NCBI's taxonomy places the organism in Eukaryota, Metazoa, Chordata, Mammalia, Carnivora, Ursidae. Bases 146 to 3049 code for a protein of 967 amino acids. Gene Ontology annotation, cellular component: early endosome. Gene Ontology annotation, molecular function: protein kinase activity; ATP binding; phosphatidylinositol binding. The record is from RefSeq and is a predicted model, not a curated record. Gene Ontology annotation, biological process: protein phosphorylation.
CCGGAAGCAGAGCUGCGCGGCGAAGGGCCGCCGUGGAGCCACCGCCCCCUUACCGCUUCGCCGCUGUUUGGGGAGCCCGGACCGCGGCAGCGCCGGGUUGCCCUGAUGGUUCCCGGCCGGUGGCGGCGGCAGAGGCGGCGGGAGGAUGACCUCUCCCCGGGAGCGGGGUGCCGAUCUGGCCCGUUUCUACACUGUCACCGAGCCCCAGCGACAUCCAAGGGGCUACACGGUGUAUAAGGUCACCGCCCGGGUUGUUUCACGAAGAAAUCCAGAGGAUGUCCAGGAGAUAAUCAUAUGGAAGAGAUACAGUGACUUUAAGAAACUACACAAAGAACUAUGGCAAAUUCACAAAAACUUAUUCCGGCAUUCAGAAUUAUUUCCUCCAUUUGCUAAAGGAAUAGUGUUUGGACGAUUUGAUGAAACGGUCAUUGAAGAGAGAAGACAGUGUGCUGAAGAUUUGCUACAGUUCUCUGCCAAUAUCCCCGCUCUUUAUAACAGUAAACAACUUGAAGAUUUUUUCAAGGGUGGAAUAAUUAAUGAUGGUUCUGAAUUGAUUGGUCCUGCUGAAGCAUAUUCGGAUUCCCUCGUUGAUAGCUUUCCUGAGUGUAGUACAGAAGGUUUCUCCAGCGACAGUGAUCUGAUAUCUCUUACUGUUGAUGUGGAUUCUCUUGCUGAGUUAGAUGAUGGAAUGGCUUCCAAUCAAAAUUCUCCCAUUAGAACUUUUGGUCCCAAUCUUUCUUCGGAUCCUUCAGCACUAGGGGCUGUUGCUUCUGACAGCGAACAGAACAAACCAGAAGAAGAACGGGAAAGUCGCAGCCUCUUUCCUGGCAGUUUAAAAUCCAAGCUUGGCAAGAGAGAUUAUUUGGAGAAAGCAGGAGAAUUAAUAAAGCUGGCUUUAAAAAAAGAAGAAGAAGAAGACUAUGAAGCUGCUUCCAAUUUUUAUAGGAAAGGAGUUGAUUUACUCCUAGAAGGUGUUCAAGGAGAGUCAAGCCCUACCCGUCGAGAAGCUGUGAAGAGAAGAACGGCAGAGUAUCUCAUGCGAGCAGAGAGUCUCUCCAGCCUUUAUGGAAAACCUCAGCUUGAUGAUGUAUAUCAGCCUCCAGGAUCACUAAGUUCAAGGCCCCCUUGGAACCUAAGGAGCCCUGCCGAGGAGCUGAAGGCCUUCAGAGUCCUUGGGGUGAUUGACAAGGUUUUACUUGUAAUGGACACAAGGACAGAACAGACAUUCAUUUUAAAAGGUCUAAGGAAAAGCAGUGAAUACAGCCGGAACAGAAAGACCAUCAUCCCCCGCUGUGUGCCCAACAUGGUGUGUCUGCACAAGUACAUCAUUUCUGAGGAGUCCGUAUUUCUUGUGCUGCAGCACGCGGAAGGUGGCAAACUCUGGUCGUAUAUCAGUAAGUUUCUAAACAGAAGCCCUGAAGAAAGCUUUGACAUCGGGGAAGUGAAAAAAUCUACACUUACUAAAGUUCACCUGCAACAGCCAACUUCUAGUCCUCAGGACAGCAGCAGCUUUGAAUCCAGAGGAAGUGAUGGUGGAACCACGCUUCAAGUUCUGCCUUUGAAGACUAGUCUUACUCCGAGCUCUCAAGAUGAUAGUAACCAAGACGAAGAAGGCCAAGAUAGCUCUCCAAAAUGGCCAGAUUCUGGCUCAAGUUCAGAAGAAGAAUGUACUACUAGUUAUUUGACAUUAUGCAAUGAAUAUGGUCAAGAAAAGAUUGAACCAGGGUCAUUGAAUGAGGAGCCUUUCAUGAAGAUUGGAGGGAAUGGUGUCGAUACCAAAGUUAUUGAAAGCUUCCCAACGCACCUUGCUGCUGACAGCACCCAGCAGAUAGCUCAGGAGCGGAAGUUCUUUGCUGGAGAUGAUGAUGUAGAUGCAGUUAGUUCUCCGAGGACAUCAGAUUCCCUUAGUAGAUCUAAAAACAGCCCCAUGGAAUUCUUUAGGAUAGAUAGUAAGGAUAGCACUAGUGAACUGCUAGGCCUUGAUUUUGGAGAAAAAUUGUAUAGUCUAAAGUCAGAGCCUUUGAAACCAUUUUUCACUCUUCCAGAUGGAGACAGCACUUCCAGGAGUUUCAAUGCUAGUGAAAGCAAGGUAGAGCUUAUAGCCCAGGACACCAUUAGCAGGGGCUCAGAUGACUCUGUCCCAGUUAUUUCUUUUAAAGAUGCUGCUUUCGACGAUGUCAUUGGCACUGAGGAAGGAAGGCCUGAUCUUCUUGUAAAUCUACCUGGUGAACUGGAGCCAACCAAAGAUGGUGCAGCAGUGGGACCUACUAAGUUUACACAGACGAAUAUAGGCGUGAUUGAGAGUAAACUAUUGGAAGCCCCGGAUGUUUUAUGCCUCAGGCUUAGUACUGAACAAUGCCAAACAAGUGAAGAAAAAGGCCCAGAGGAAUUGAGUGAUCCCUCUAGACCUCAAUCCCCGAGUAUAGCAGAGAAACACAAUGCACAGGGGGAUCUGGGGAUGUUACUUGUAGCAGCUGCUGAUCGUAGUAGUUCAGGAGACGUGUCUUUGUUACGCAGCUCGGAUUCUAAGCUCCCAGGACUUAGAGUGGUAGAGUCGGCAGUAACUGCAAACAACACGGAAGAAAGUUUAUUCCCUAUUUCUAACCCACUCUCAGGUGCUAAUGAAUAUAAUGUAAACACAGACACUUUAAAAACUGAAGAAGUAUUGCUGUUCACAGAUCAAACUGAGGAUUUGGCUAAAGAGGAACUGACUUUAUUUCAGAGAGACCCAGAGACUAAGGGAGAGAGUGGAUUAGCACUAGAAGGAGACAAGGAAAUACAUCAGAUUUUUGAGGACCUUGAUAAAAAAUUAGCACUAAACUCCAGGUUUUACAUCCCCGAGGGCUGCAUUCAAAGAUGGGCAGCUGAAAUGGUGGUAGCCCUUGAUGCUUUACAUAGAGAGGGAAUUGUGUGCCGCGAUUUGAACCCAAACAACAUCUUAUUGAAUGAUAGAGGACACAUUCAGCUAACGUAUUUUAGCAGGUGGAGUGAGGUUGAAGAUUCCUGUGACAGCGAUGCCGUAGAGAGAAUGUACUGUGCCCCAGACUAGCAGCCAGAUACUGUAGCCAGCUUACACACCGGUGGCACCUUUCACAGGACGGUGUGCCUGGAUGCCUCACAUUGAACAAGGGCAUGGGAAACCCUGAGUUACCUCCCAGUCCUGUCUUCUUUCUGCUCCCAGGGCUCUUGGGCUUUUUCUUUUGCCACGUGCCGUCCCCUCAGAACAAACCGAGGCAGUCCCUGCGCUGUGAAGAGGGGAGCACUGGAAGGCGGCCACUGGCCCACCCUCUUUAAGCCACCAGCGUCUCUUGCCUGGACUACCGCCAUCAUCAACUGACUGACCUCCAUUCUCACCCGGCUUUAAUCUGUGUUUCAUCCAGCAGCCAGGGUGUGCUUUAGAUAAUGUUUGAAACUUUCUAGCCUACCACAUAUAAAAGUGUGAAAGGACUUGACGUAGAUCUCUCUGCUCAAUGGGACUUAGGAAAAUGAACAUGAUGAGGCCUUUGUAGAUGCUUUGAAUGCCUUGAAUGAACAGUGCCAUAGAACACAAGAUGGAUGUAUUGUUCAACAAACACCUAUUAAGUGCCUCCUGUGCCUAGGAGCUAGAAAUAAAAGACAUGAUUGGUAUAGUAUUGACAGUUAAUUUUGAAGACUUAUGUAAAAAAAAAAAAAAUAGAGAGAGACUACUCACACAGAAGACAUAUACAAUUGGUUACCUAGAAUGUUAAUAGACCUUCAUAGGGGAAUAGUUGUAUUUAUAGAAUUGUAAUUUACCACGCUAAUAAAAGAUGUGCUUAGCCAUUUCUGUUCUCACCAUUUAGUUCCAUAUAUUGCUGGAUUAAAACAAAAAUUCUUUCUUCUGUGUUUCUUUCUCUUUGUUCUUUAGUCAUCAGCUGUAGUGGAAGACUAAUGCUCAGCCCCUGCAUAGAAAAUCUUUAUACACAGCAAGAGCUGGUGAGAGAAAUUGACUAGAAUUUUGUAAUUCUAGUCCCUUGCAAUUAGCAACAGAUGCUGCAGGGAAAGAUUGUCUGUGUAGGAACACAGUACUAAUGUUUCCAUGCUCUAGCUGACAUGGAAUGCUCAUUGCAGAAGAAAGAUGUUCUUUUCCUUGGUCCAAGUUGUCACUAAUGAUAGACCAGAUUUUUUUUUCCUUUUUUUUCCCCCUCUUCUCUAUUCCUAUCUAAGGCUAUUUUUUUGGGCUUAAUUUUUUUUUAUUUUAAUGUUGUUUUAUU